AUGAAUUAGAAAUGCAAUAAGCUUGGUCAUGAUCAAAAACCAAUGGAAUAUUUUUGUAUAUAAUAGAAACAAAUAUUAUGGAGUUGUGAGAAAUGUUACAAAGAGAACAAGCAAAAGUUAAAUUUCCAAUCGAUAAAACACUUUUAAUCAUGCAUAUAGGGUGCAAAGGAAACAAUAAUCAAAGAGACAGAGAAUGGAAGGAUAGAGCAAAUGAAAUUUGAAUUUGAUAUGCAGGUAUAAAAAUUAAAGGAUUUAUUGGAAUUCUAUUUAUCUGGAAUAGAAAAUUAGAUAAACAACUAAUAUGCAGAGUUGAGUGGGAUUAUUCAAUUUGUUGACAAUUUCAACAUAAAAUCCCUAGAUUCUCCCAAUCAAGAUCAUUUCUAAUACCUACAUUUGGUAUUAGACUAGAGUGUGGCUAAGAAAUUCGAUUAAUUAUAGAUGUAAAUCAAUUAGUUCAUGCAAAAAAUACUCUCAAUAGGAAUGGACAUCGAUGAAUAGGUUGGUUUCUUAUCAGAGUCCAUAUUUUUGGAUCAGAUGAAAUCGCUUAUUAAAAAAUUUGAUUUACCUUAUCAAUUUUAGAAGUAAAUUGAAGAAUUAUAAAUUCCAAAACAGUAUUGUUUGGAUUAAUCUCAUCAUGCUCAAUUUGUUUUUAAAGAAAAAAUAGAUGGAAACACAUCGUAUAUUGGGUAAUAAGAAAAUGAUGAAUUCAAUGGAAAGGGAUUGUUGUACCUGAGUAACAAAGGGUAUGUCUAUUAUGGUGCAUUCAUUAAUGGAUAAUUCUGUUAUGGGAUAUCAUUGAAUGUAAUCAAGAAAGAACUCUUGCUUGGCGAGUUUGAGUUUAUAGAUCUCUUUUAUUAUCAAAUCCAGAACUAUGGGAUAUUAUUUAAUUCUAAUUGUGAAAGGUAAACAGUUAUUUGUAAUCCAAGAUAUGAAGGAGACUUUAAGGAUAGUCUAUUUGAUGGUUAUGGCUAAUUUCAUUAUUAGAAUGGCGAUUUGUAUAAAGGGUAUUGGAAGGCAGGCAAACGAUUCGGCUAAGGAGAACUAAUUAACCAAGAAUUUGGAACGAUUAAGGGCAAUUUUGUGGAUGGAUAAUUGAAUGGCAAAGGAGAGUUGGAUUGUAAGACUUAGAAAUAUGUUGGAGAUUUCAAGGAUAAUGAAAUGGAUGGACAAGGUACUCUAGAAGAUCUCGAUAAGAAAACCAAAUAUGUUGGAUCUUUUAAGAAAGGAGUGAGAUGUGGCAAAGGCACUAUGUUUUUUUCAGAUAAUCGAAAAAUUGAAGGUAACUUCUUGAAUAAUGAACCAUCUGGGUAAUGUGUGGAAACAACCACAAAAAAGUAUGUUGAGAAUCUAAAACAAUAAGUAGAAACCACUGUUGAAGAGGGAGAGUACUCUAAUGGAUUGAAAUGCGGAUAAUUUAAUUGUUAAACUACUUAUAACGGCUAAACUAUGAAGAAACUGAAGUAUUAUGAUUCUGGAGAGUUGAUAAUCGAAGACCUCAUCAGUUGA
Molecule: messenger RNA, 1506 nt
Organism: Paramecium tetraurelia
Lineage: Eukaryota; Ciliophora; Oligohymenophorea; Peniculida; Parameciidae
Exons: 6
Source: RefSeq, a predicted model, not a curated record